GAUUUAUAUUCAUACAAUCGUCACCUGCUUGGAUUUACUUUUUCUGUGGCAGGGCAUUUCCUUCGCCUUUAUUGCGCACUGGCUGCGAUUUCUUCCUUUUGACGGCACACCAAAAGACUAAUCCGGGGUUUGCUGGCUGCACAAUCCCUGCAGGCGACAGGUUCUGGGCGCUCUCCCUUUCUUUUCCAACGAAUCGAAUCGUGACGUGACUGGACUAUAUUACCGCGGGAUCUGCGUCUUAGAUCGUUUCCUACGACAUAGUAUUUCUUUUUCCCGUUCUUUCCUCCACUGUCAUGGCUGUCGGUUUCGGCGCAAGUUUCCCCUCAACCUCGACUGGUGUCGCAACGGUGGUUUCAAAGGGUGUCUGGUCGUCGGAAAUGGAGGUCACUACAGAAAUGGGAGGAAAGCUGACGGAAAAUACCACUACGACCCCCAUGCAAAUAGAUAAUCAAAUACAAGAAGCCCCGGGCUCUUCUCCUCCUCGUCGGAAACGCUUACUUCUCUCCACCGAGAGUGCUUUUGUCGACAACAUACUUCCAUCGCUGGUUCAGAAUCCCGAUAUCGAAAUACGAUUGAUCACGGACGAACCCUCCGCCCUUCUGUCGGGCGCAAGCAAGGUUCCUCAUUAUAUGGACACGGUGGAUAGUCAAACAUUCGAAAAGAAGACUGGGGCUCGGAAAUGGCUUAAGGCCAAGGCGGCGGAAUUGUGCGAGUGGGCUGACAUGCUGCUGGUUGCGCCGAUAGAUGCUGGAGCGUUGGGGUCGAUGCUAUAUGGGCUGACCAACACGUUGACGUUGGCGCUCCUGCGGGGUUGGAUCUCGUCGAAGCCGGUGGUGCUGAUCCCUGGUAUGACGGUUUCAGAAUGGCACCAUCCACUGAGUAAAAGGCAACUCCGAGAGGUGGCAGAGUUCUGGCCAUGGAUAAGUGUGGUGUCACCGGUGCUGUGGGAAUCGGUCAGUCCGGAGGAGCUGGUUCAGUUACCAUGGGAAGGCUUAAAAGAACUACAUGAAGUUCUCGAACGAACUUUGGGUCUAUCGUUCUCUCAGGUCUCCACUAAGCCUGGCCAGCUUACAGAUUCUACAUACCCGACCGGCAUUUCGGAGCAGAUGCCUGGUGAUGCGGCGUCCACGAUAUCGCGACACCUCCUGCAUCGAAGCAAUAAAACGGAAAAUGGCCCGCGCUCACUACCCAUGGAGCUAUGGCUCAAUAUCUUCGAAGACCAAUUACAUGACUGGGAAAUCGCAAAAGCAGUCGGUAUUCCAACCAACCUGCCCGUGCCGAAGGAAUGGCAAAAUCACCUGUUAAAGAUGUCGACCCCAGCUUCCUUGGAAUACACCAUUCUCAGAGGGUCCUUCGCCGCAAUCAAAAAGCGCAUUGACAGCCUGCCGCGAUGGAAGCCCCUCUCCGACCUUGUAUGCCACCUCAUCUUCAAGUUUUCUCGAACCGAUAUCCUCUCCUACCUCACCGAAAACCAUCUCGAUUUACUCUGGACCACCUCCCGACUCACCAACCUGCCAUACCGCGCAUCCGCCAUCUACGGAAACCCCAACAUCCUCACAUGGUGGCGCGAUGCCCCCGCCCUCCCCAACAAAGAAUACAUCGCCGACGCAAUGGACGGAGCCUCCCGCGCCGGCUUUGUCAACGUCCUAGAAUGGUGGCGAACCUCCGGCCUUGAACUUCGUUAUACCGAGCGCGCCCUUGAAGCCGCCAGUGCCGAAGGCCGAGUAGCCGUCCUCGCCUGGUGGAAAGCCGCCUCGGCCAACGCACCCCCUUCCAACCCCAUCCCCCUCAAAGUCGGCAAAUCCGUCCUCCUUGCUGCCCAAUCUGGCCGCACCGCUUCCCUAGCCUGGUGGGACGCCUCUGGCAUCCCCUACACCCAUGGCGAAUCCGUUGCCCGCAUCGCCAGCACACAUGGCCACGUCCACGUCCUCGACUUCUGGUACCGUCUGAAAGGCGCCAAGAUGAUCUUCGACAGCCAAGUUCUCGUCGGGCCCACCAAGAAUGGUCACGACAACGUCCUGGAAUGGUGGCGUCGCAGCGGACUCCGCGUCGAGUUCAAAACCUGCGACAUCGAAGAAGCUCUCGAAGACGCGGACCCGGUCUCUGGUGCUGAAGAGCGUGUCCGCAAAUGGUGGGCCCGGAACGGGCUCAACCUGGGUGUCGGGACGAGUGAGUGGAUGAAGACGAAAGUGUUGUGAUUGAUAAGGUUUUUUUUUUUUCACACUCUGACUUGUUAAGAUACCUCAUUUCUU
Messenger RNA from Aspergillus piperis CBS 112811, 2252 nucleotides. RefSeq lists its product as uncharacterized. Gene Ontology annotation, molecular function: phosphopantothenoylcysteine decarboxylase activity; FMN binding. The transcript has a single exon. Lineage: Eukaryota; Fungi; Ascomycota; Eurotiomycetes; Eurotiales; Aspergillaceae. Gene Ontology annotation, biological process: coenzyme A biosynthetic process. Gene Ontology annotation, cellular component: phosphopantothenoylcysteine decarboxylase complex. The coding region runs from base 294 to 2198 and encodes 634 amino acids. The record is from RefSeq and is a predicted model, not a curated record.